Messenger RNA from Nakaseomyces glabratus, 750 nucleotides. RefSeq names its product Hri1p (gene HRI1). The record is from RefSeq and is a predicted model, not a curated record. NCBI's taxonomy places the organism in Eukaryota, Fungi, Ascomycota, Saccharomycetes, Saccharomycetales, Saccharomycetaceae.
AUGAGUGCAGUACUAUUCAAGAGACUAGUUUUCCAAGUUGGCGACAGUGCUAAUGAAAGAACCUUCACAUUAUCCUCUGUUUCUAAGAAUGGGCAUUUUAUUUCGUUAAGACCAUUCACCAAACCAACUGAAGAUGAAAAGAAGUUUCCACUAGAAUGGGUGUUUGCAGGUACCAAUGAUAGAGUCAAAGUAACUCCUACAACCAAUGCCGAUGGUAAGCCAGUUCUGCAACAAGAUUUUGACAUGGGUUUUGAUACAAAUGUGUAUUUGAAUGUUGAAAAUACACAUCGUGGUGUUAUCAAUACUUUCUGGCAAAAUUGGGAAUCUGGUUGUGUUGAGGAGACUGGUAAGGUUUUCCCAUUUGGGAAUGAUAAAGAAGGCAUCCCAUUCAUGGAGCUAUGGCAACCGAUUGAUCCUAAUUCGAAGGAUCUUGUUAUUUUAGAUGCUGGUGAUGGCAGGAAAAUUGAUGGACCAGUUAGAUCUACUGUUUUGAAAGUAGUUGAUGGCCAAGAUUUCGAAGGUUUGAUGAUAAUUGUUGGUGAAUGGGCACAAGGUUAUCUUGCUGAUAAGAACAAGUCAAGUGUUGACGGUUUAAGCUUUGUUAGAUACCAUGUUUCCAAUGAAAAAUUAUCAUCUGGUCUUUUCGAAUACGGUUCUCAAUUAUCUAAGUUCCCUACCGACUUUUCUAAUGUCAAGGAGGGAUCUCUAUUGACUAUAGAUGGUCUAAAAUGGGAAGUGAUUGAAAACUAA